Molecule: messenger RNA, 2584 nt
Organism: Varroa destructor (honeybee mite)
Lineage: Eukaryota; Metazoa; Arthropoda; Arachnida; Mesostigmata; Varroidae
Source: RefSeq, a predicted model, not a curated record
UUAAAAAAUGUAGGAUCAGGUCGUCCUCACCAUUCCGCAUAAUGGAGCCUUUCUGUAUCAUUUGUCAUCCAAAUAGUGAUAGUGGCUACUGAAGCGAUUCUUUAAAAAUAGACGUAGCGACAAUCCUUAAAAAAAUCUUCGAUCUUUAAAAGACAUCGCGAUAAUCAGAAAUCCACAGGCGAAAAGCGAGUGAAACAAUACAAUGGAAAGGGCUUUGUCAGUUCACUUACUUCAUGAGCUUAUCAACCUAAUGAAGACAUACAUCCUACGGCUUGAAGUCUUCGAAAGAACUUUUCAUUAUUCCGGUGAAAAAAUGGCGCUCUCCAUUAUGAAAAACCUAACGGCUAUUCGUCUGGCGAAUGAACAAGGGUUAGCAAAAUUGCAGACUGGACUAGCAAAGGAAGACAGAACACAAUGUGAAGAAUUCACUUUUCUCUUAUCCGUGUGGAAAACAGAAAGGAUGAAGAUUCUUUACUCGGUAGCACUACAACAUAUGCAGGAAGGUUCUACUUUAUGUCUGGGCUGGAAGAAUAGACCAGACGUAUUACAAACCAUGGCCCAACACAACGUAAACAUCAUGGCACGUAUUCUGCAUACAUUCCAAUAUAAGGGCAAAGAAAAUAAGGCCCACAUCUCUAUAUUUACGUAUCCCGGGCUAAUCAAAGAUCACCUUUUCAACUUAAAAAGUAUUCUGAACGAGUGUCUCAAGGAGUCCGUGAGACGGAAACGGAAAUCAACCAAAAUUAUUGAAACGGUUAUACGGCGUUUGGAUUCGCUAAUCGUGUGGCUUGAAAACAGCCUAACCUUGCUACCUACCAUGAAGAACAUGAAUGCCUCAAUUGUUCCUGAGCGUGAACAUCGUGCGGCAGCGCCUGAGCCUCUGUUACGAAAAGGUGUUUUUAGUUUGCUCGUGCACAACAACUUAGACGCGGAAGAAGCCCAUAUUUUCCUGGGUUCUAAACAUAUAUUGUUCCGACUAACCUAUAAUAGCUUUUUCAAAAAUGAUAAAUGGGAGUUUGGCAGAAUCGAGAAGCUAGACGUCGAAGAAGGAGAUGAUGACUAUACCUUUAAUUUGUCUGGUGUCGGUUUAAGAAAGAUCCUAAUAGCUAAGACCGUUGAAAUACGCGACGAUUGGAUGGAAGCAAUCAUGGAUUUGCAAGAUCUACAGUCAUCAACCAAGGCCGAACAAGAAUAGAACUUGUGUUAUUUCAGUCAAUUAAAAUGGUAGUAGAAAAUAUAUAAGCGUCAUUUUUUAUCCCUUCGAAAUAAGGCUAUUUUACUAUAUUAUUGACUAUAAUGUGUUGUGUCCAUCAGUCAUCCAGAAAAAUACUGCGCAUUUAAUGCGGGAACUGCACGGUGGAAACCGAUAUGGAAUAUGAAAUAUUUACCAUUAUAUGCUAAAUUAUGAAGUAAGAUUCAUGCGAAUUGGAUUUAGAAGCAUUGCUCAUAGAUAGUUACAGCACAGUAUAGAAGCAUACAGUUCCAAGAGAUUCUAAGCCUUGGUGUUAUAGCUUUGUUAAGUUAAAUUGGAGAUGGUGACUAAAGUUGAGAUGACGAUAUAAGCAAUGAAAAUUCUUCUAAUGAGUAAAUAUACGGACGAAAAGCAGCCAAUUGUAAAAAAAAACAGCAACCUAUAGUAAAAUCUUAGUUUUUUGGGUCACAUGGACCCAGUUUCGUCAUUGGCUUUUUUUUUUUAUUUCUAGGACUCUCUAGUGUUCAUUUUUUUUUGUCUCAAUUAGACGAGUUCAGUCGGGUUACUAUUUAUAUUUAGAGCCUCACUGAGUUCGGGUUCAUAGUGGCGCAUCGCCUUUAGAUUCUGUUAAAUCCUUCUGAGGAGUUAGCGUGCAGUUCGUAUUUUUUUAUAUGCCAAUAUUUUUACGAAUUUCAUUAAUGAAGCUAACUAAACGAUUUUCGCUCCAAAGCUUUCCUAGUACAUGAAGGUGAUUUAGAGUGCAAUAGAGUAUUAAUGAAAAUUAGCUAGAAAAAUAAGCGAUAUCCAGAUAGCGUGUUUAUAUAAUAAAAUGUUCGGCCUUAUUGGCAGUCAGAUAUUGAUGGGGAGGACCAAAUUUUUCAUAUAAUAGUACACCUGACUUUGAACGCAUGUGUAUCAGAACGCACUCUAAUAUCACUUGAGUCGAGUACUAAUUCCAUCAGUUACUCCUAGGGAGCGAACGUUGGAACGAAUAGAAGAUAACAGAAAAAUGUAGUACUACGAAAAGACUUAAGUGUGCGACCCAAUUAAUGGCCAUAUAUUCGAGAUAUGACAUGCCCGUAAAAACAAUGCUUUGCUCGAGGUCGGCGUAAACCUUUAGCUAAGCUCACUGGAGAGAAACUAGGUCAAUUAGCGUAUAACUGAUUUUGCACCCGCUUUUUACUAAUAAUAACCCUUGAAUAUAUUAUAAAACUCAAGGAAUUAUUUGUGUAUAGUUUGUCCUUAGUUGCUAGAAGGUGUAUUUACAUUAAGCGUACUUAUGCCAAUGAUUUUUUAUAGACCUUCGAUGAAUAUGGAGAACACUAUCCGAGACAGAAGGCUCGUCUGGGUAUUUAAGCUUUGGACACAAAACGAUUGUACUAUAAAAGUGAU